Molecule: messenger RNA, 1256 nt
Organism: Ceutorhynchus assimilis (cabbage seed weevil)
Lineage: Eukaryota; Metazoa; Arthropoda; Insecta; Coleoptera; Curculionidae
Source: the annotation of a GenBank genome assembly
CGGCGACAUUACCAAAAGUGCAAUGUAUCUACAAAGGUGGAUGUUGUUUUUGUGGGCCCUCAGUUUAACCGAUUGUAUCAUACCUGAAGAAUCCGAAAUAAUUUUCGAUUCAUCUGAUGAUUUCGAUGCGCGUCAAAACGACAAAUACUCGGAAGGCCUCAACAACCUCUAUCAAGAAGACAGAGAGAAUUGGAGAAGGUGCACAGACAAAAUGGAAAGAGCUCUGGAAACAAUACGAAGAAGACAAUUGGCCAAAGAAAAAAUGUUACACCUAAACGGAUUUUCUUUGCAUCAGCCUUUAAGAAGUGCCCCAUUUGAUAUGUAUGUGACUGACAUGAGGGUGAGAUUACCACCUUCAAAAACAUGGGUUAAAGUGGAUAAAUGCAAUUUCAACCCUAUUAAUCACAGUCUAGAAACAAGGCUACGUUUUAAUGAUUUAACCAUAAGCGGCAGAGUCAAUCUUUUCAAUGACGGCGAAUUGAGACGCGACCCUUUGAGCCCUAAUCCUGAGGAAAGUUGCAACAUGAUUUUGAGACUGCGAAAGGCCGGAAUCGGAUUCCACACUGAGCCAAUCAGACGCGAAAGAGGCCAGUUCAACGUCAAAACCGACAGUCACUUUUUAGAACCCGGUUUCAUUUCUGUGUACGCUUACGGAUGUGAACCGGGCUUAAAAAGAAGAGAUUACGCCGAAGACCCUGACGAGGAAGUCAGUAGGGAAAUGGAGGAUAUAUUUUUGAAGGGAAUCAGGCAGUUGCUCACAUCUUACAUGCAAAAAGAGCUACAGCCGGCCAUCAAAGAAACUCUGAUGAAAAAUAUGGGGUACACCGUGUCCUAUGGUUAAUAAAUUGUAUAUUGUGCUAUUAAUAAACACCAAAAUACAAUAACAUAACGCAUUUAUAACAAAUUCCACAAAAACCUGAUAAUUAUACUUAUAGUCACAAGUACUAGAGGCACCCAAAGCUAAAAACAAAAAAGAUUUUUCAAGACAAUUAUUGCCAAUAACACCUCCACCUAAUAUCAAAAUCACUACUAACCUUAUUGUCAUUUUUCUCAAGUUUCAAUCCAGAAACUGCCCCUUUUUCCAAAGGUUUAACCAAUCCAGGCAUCACGACUUCGUCCAAAGGCAGCCCCAUCAUGGAAAACUUAGAGGCACUGCUUAUUUGUACUUUAACUAAUUUGCCCAUAAAAUUGGGCCUCAUUGGUACCAAAACUUGUUCAUAAAACUGGUUAUGACCAACAUAGUAUUUUUUAUCGUG